Messenger RNA from Lathyrus oleraceus (garden pea), 1431 nucleotides. RefSeq lists its product as uncharacterized. NCBI's taxonomy places the organism in Eukaryota, Viridiplantae, Streptophyta, Magnoliopsida, Fabales, Fabaceae. Bases 15 to 1007 code for a protein of 330 amino acids. The transcript is spliced from 10 exons. The record is from RefSeq and is a predicted model, not a curated record.
UAGCGGGUUUUCAAAUGAAACAUGUUUAUAAGAAGAUGAUAGUGAAACUGAACUUGGAAUUCGCAACAAAAAUGGCGGCACAGGCACAAAGCUUGAAGGUUUAUCCCUCUUCCACGAGACUUCAGUUUUCCUUUCCGCAUUCAAAGUUCAAUCAACCACGUUUCUUAUCGUUCUCACUUCGAAGUCCUCGCCUCCAACCUAUUAUCUGUAGCGCUUCCAAUGUCAAACCAAAGAAGCAUUCUUCUUCCUCAUCCACCGAAAACAAAAACCUAAACAACAACCACAAAAAGAAGAAGAAUAACAACAAGAGUGGUGUGGAAGCUAGUGAUUCCAAUUCCGCUUCCGCUUCCGCUUCUUCUCUGCGUCACAUUCCUACGCAACUCCCCAGUCCACCGGCUGGUUUCGUUGUAGACGAUACCGGCAAGCUUCUCAUGGCUUCCAAUGACCGACUUGCCACACUUGUUGAUCCUGCAAACAAUCUACCUUUGGAGUGUGUGAUAAGGAGAGUCUUCACCAGUUCUGAAGGAGAUGAAUGUGUGUUGCUAUGCCCACUUGACAUGCCUGUCCAUGUAUUACAGAGCACGGGCGAUGGAUGGUCAGAAGUCAGUUAUGAAGAGCUUGAACCUCUUCUGCCUGCUGCUGCCUUUGCACUUGCCAAGUUACACAUUCAUCUGGUUUAUAGUGGAUACUGUUAUACAGCUCGUGGUGGUUUUUUUUACUCGGAAGAAGACAUAUUUGAGUUUCAUGCAGAGGGUCAAGGCGGUGGCUUGGCAACUGAGAGUAUAAAAAUCACACACUUCAAUCAGGAAGGAGCACACUACAUGAUAUAUACACCAUCUGACCCUCUUGUUUUUGUUGCUGCAAAGGAUCAAAAUGGAGUGCUACAAAUUGCUGAUGAGGAACUGCUUGAGGAUCCGGCUGUCAUUAGCGCCAGAGAUGAAGAGACAGAGUUUAAUGCCUUGGUGGUGGAGGAAGAAGCUGCACUCCUUGACUCACUGUUGGAUUAAAGAUGACCACAUAUACUCAUUGCAAUAGAGCUGUCUUAUCCCACUGUCUCGCUGCAAAAUUUUGUGGGUCAAACAUCUUUUUUUGUGUACAUGAUCAGUUCUGUAUGUAUAUUUUAGGAAGGACUAUGGAUUGAGGACUGCAACAAUUUUAAUAAGGCUCUUUGUUUCAGUGAGUGUUGACAGGAUAAGACACAUCAUUAUUAUGUGUUUGUGAUCGCUAGGUGCAUGCCUGCAUAUGGGCCAGUCAGAUGUACUUCCUCUAGGAGUAAGUUAUCUCAAUUUUUACUGUAUUGUAUCUGUUAGAUGUUGUGUAGUGAGCUUUGAUAUUUGGGUUAAGGGAAUUAUAGUCUAUUUAUGCCUUUCUAUAUAUUGUAUUGUAAACCUUUCAUUAUUUUAAUAGAAACCCUAACCACUUCCUUUUCAA